Molecule: messenger RNA, 8948 nt
Organism: Pectinophora gossypiella (pink bollworm)
Lineage: Eukaryota; Metazoa; Arthropoda; Insecta; Lepidoptera; Gelechiidae
Product: titin-like
Exons: 22
Coding region: 1-7491 (2496 amino acids)
Biological process (GO): removal of superoxide radicals
Molecular function (GO): copper ion binding; protein binding
Source: RefSeq, a predicted model, not a curated record
AUGGAGGUUGAUGUCCGACUGACGCGGUCGGCUGACCAGCCCUGGGGCUUCCGACUGAUCGGGGGAGUGGACUUCAGCAUGCCUCUUACCGUUGUCAAGGUGAUCCCCAACUCGCCAGCAGACCAGGCAGGUCUGCAGAACGGUGAUACAGUAUACCGCAUCAAUGAUGUCGACUGCUCCUCGGUGACCCAUGAUGACUCGAAGGAGAUCCUCGCCGCUGUUGGUGACAGCCUUACACUUGGAGUGGUGCGCGGCCUGUACGACCCGGUGCUGGACGAUUACGAGCCGUUGUACGAGCCGAUAGACCAGCCAGAUUCCGACCAACCAUCGCAACCGACUGAGGUAUCCCACCUUGAAAACCCCGAGAAAACCCCCAAUUUUGACAUACCCCCAGGCUUCAACCUCCCUACCUUCGUCUCCAACCCUGAUAUUAACCUUGUGGGUAAAAAACCCGAGUUUAUAGACGCGCAGAAGUUUGAGCUUUACAUUCCGGAGGUUUUGGGCAACCCUGAUUUAAUAAAUGAUCAGAGUUUUGUGGGUUCUCGCUCGUUAACCGCUUCGCCGUUUGUUGGUCAAACUAAGCCUUAUCGUCCGUUUUCUACUGAGCCUCUGGUCAAUGUUCCACCAUUAGAAGACCCGAUCAUCCUCAACCCGGAUUACCAAGAUGUCUUCGGAAGGAUUACCAGUGAAGAAUUCCUCCCAGCAACCCGGUUCAAGCUCCCUAUUUCGGAGCAAUACGAUCCUGAUGGUACGAAACAAAAGAUGAAACUGAUGAAAGACCAAAAAGAUAUCAAAACAACUGUUCAGUUCAAAGAAGAAACUUCGGUGAAGAAAGAGAUAUCAGAGAUGAAGGGAGAAGUAAUAUCUAAGAGCGAAGUUAAGUUUAUGGAACAAAUGAAGAAGGAUAUUGAUUUGGAGAAGAUAGAAUCUACCGCAUGUAGCAUUGUGGAUGAAAGUAUCGAAAAAGCUUUGACUGUAGCUGAACAGAUCAAGCAAGAGAUGGAUGUAGAACUCAGCGAGUCUUCUUUAAGCGAAGUAUCCGAAUUAAAAUCUCAUAAAGAAUCUACAAUAGUAGCAGAAUCUAAAACUGAAUCUAUUGAGAAAUCAGAAAAAUUAGAAGCUGCAACCGAAACAAAAAUGUCUAAAGUUGAAUCGGAAAUAUCUAAAGUUGAAUCUAAACAAAUUACUGUGAAAGAAGCUGCUGAAUUGGUUGAAUUAAUUGAUAAAACUACUGAGGAAAUUAUCAAACAAGACGAACGCAAAUCCGAAAGCAUUAUUACGAACGAAACGGAUGAUAAAAAACAAGAAUCUGUUGAAGAAAGGAAAAUAUCAGAAGCAUCCACUGUAGAUGUAGAAACAAGUGAAGUCAAAGCAUCAACAAAGAAAGAGGAGAAACGAGAAGUUGUCGAGGAGUCUGAAACAAGAGAUGUUCAAAGAAAAAUAUCUGUGCAAGAUACUAAAUCUAAAGUUGACCAAAGAGAUUUAGAAGAAAAAGUGACUAGAACACAAGCAGCGGUAAAAGAGGAAUCAAUAACUGGUACCAGGUACUCCACAUCAAAGCUGCUAGCUGAACAAAGGGCUUACGCUCUUGGUCUACAAACUAUACCUAACCUUAAAGGUACUGCGCAUUCUUCAUAUCAUUACAAUCUUCUUCUAAAAACGUUUUUCAUUCACUUAACAGAUGUGAUGGUAGCACUGUCCAGAUUUAUUCUAGCUGAACCAGUGUUAUCUCCUACUGUUGAAAGAGAAACGGUAAAAGCUACUGAAUCCACUGAAAGACAAGAGAUCAAAAGAGAUGUAGUUACGAAAUCUGUACAAGAAACUGUUGCUGUUGACCAACAAGAAAAGGUUAAGAAGGAAAAAGAAAAGGUUGCUGUAGCAAGAGUGACAGAACAAGAGAAGAUUGACAAAGAAUUAGAGGAAAUAGAAGAACGUAAAUUUCAACAGACACAGAAAGCAGUGACUAAAGACAAACAGAAAGUUGUCGAAAAAGAAAAAGUAGUAGAACGGCAGGUUGUUAAACAAAAGUGCCAGGCUGACGUUGAUGAUGUUCGUCGUGUCGUAGAACUGGAGGAGAGACGAAAUCUUUCCGGAUCUAGAAUGGCACAACUGACAGAAAAGAAACCUGGAGAAUUGAUGGAAAAAAUGGAAGCGGUUAUAACUGAAUUUGAAAGUAAAUCUAGUGGAGUAGAUGUUGCGGCUGUACGCGAGAGGAGAUCUAGAAGUCGCAAUGAAGUAGAAGCACCUGUAGAGUUUUCUGAAUAUGACACUAGAAGUCAAGAAACCACAGAACUUACCACAACUACCACUAGUGCCAUGUCUAGUAGUUAUAUGGAAUCUAUGAGGAAAAAAACAGAAUCUAAACAUGUGACGGAGGAAUAUAUAACUGGACAAGCUACAGAAGGCAAAAAUACCUACGUAGCUAUAGUUCAAGCUCAUGUUUACACUAACGAAGACGCGAUCUUUGAUGAACAUAUCGACAUAUCUAAAACAGCAUCUAUUGCCGAAGAAGUGGUCACUCAAAAAGCUAUUGAAGCUAAGGCAGAGAAAUCUUUGGAAAUAUCUGCUGCUAAGAAAGAAGAAAAAACUCAAGUUGUAGAAAAGGCUAAAGAAAUUGUAGCAGAAUCAAAACCAGUUAAAAUGGAACCAAUUGCAGUCCAGGAGAAAAAGGUAGAGAAGGUCCAAGAAGUGGUUGUUAAAAAAGUGGAACCGGUAGCUGAAAUUAAAGAAGCUAAAUCAGUUGUUCAAGAUUAUAAGGUGGCUGAAGUGAAAGAUAGCAUGGCAGUUGCCGAAACUAAGAAAGUUAUUAAACAUAAGGAAGAAGCUAUUGCUACUAAAGAAGAAAAUGUUUCUGUAGCUAAAGAAUCCAUUUCAAGUCUGAAAGAGGAAUCUGUUGCUAUUAAAAAAGAUAUUAAAGAACAACAUGUAGCUAAAGAAGAAAUAUCAACAGUGAAGGAAGAGAGUUUAGCUUCGAAAGAAGAAUCAGUUACUAUAAAAGAACAAUCUGUUUCUGUAGCUGAAACAGCUACCACUAAAUUUAUAGCUGAAGAGAAAGUUGCUGCUGUGAAACAAGAAGUUAAAGCUGUAGACUCAGUAAAAGAAGAAGCAGUAUCUAUCAAAUCAGAGACUGCUGCCUCUAAAUUUGUAGCUGAAGAAAAAGUUACUGCCGUGAAAGAAGAAAUAAAAGCUGUGGAAUCUGUUAAAGAAGAAUCUGUAACUGUUAAAGCUGAAACUGCAGCUUUGAAACAAGUUGAAGCUGUCAAAGCCGAGGUUUCCGUUGUCAAAGCACAGGCAAUCGCUGUAAAAGAACAAGAACAAACUGCAGUUAUAGAACAAGUAAUCCUGGAAAAAGAAAAGAUAAAACAAGAACCUGUUGCUGUAAAACAAGUGAUUGACAAAGUAGAAAAAGACGAAUCAGCCGCUUUGAAAAUAACUAAGGAACAAGCGAUUGAACAGGCUAAAACAACAGUAGAAUUGGACGAAGAAAUAAGCGUAUCAAUGAAGAAACUUGAAAUAAACGAAUUUGAAAGCAAGUCCCGUGUUGAAGAAAGCUUUAAAUCCCAACAUAUUGAGCAAGAAUCCACAUUUGCCGCGAAAUCUUUCGAAGCUAGGGAUACACAGAAGCUCUCUCUGCGCACUGACUUAGCUCAAAAGAUCGAAUCCCAAGUUUCCGUGCAAAGCGAACAAAAUAACGUUGAACCUACCACUCCUAUCGUUCCACCAACGCCUUUAACCGACGAAUAUGUAUUUAAACUUGUCAUUCCUUUACCCAAACGCGAAGGAGACCCCAUCCCAAGAGACUGCACUCCCUCCGAUGAUGAUGAAGACCCUGACAUUGUAAAAAGGGGCUUAGUUCCCCACAUAGAGGCUGAAAUUCAGGAUAGAGUUUUAUAUGACCCUCCUUUGCCAACACCUCCUACUAGCCCAAGAACACCAGGUACCCCAACCUCACCAAAAUCCCCAACGUACACUAAACCUGCACUAAAUGGAGGCGAGGCAUCGCUGGGGUUUCCAAAGCCUAGACCUGUGUACUUCAGGCCAGGGUUAAGAGGUGGUGCUCCACCUAAAACUUUGAGAAGGCCAAGGUAUAUUAAGCCUGGGUUGUGUGGCGGCGCUGACCGAGAAUUAACACAGGAAGAAAUUCUUGAAAUCGAAAGGAAAUCUUCUCUUCUCGCAUCAGCCAUCGACGAAACUAUCAAGAGCAUUGAAGAAUACAAAGAAGAAGUAGGAAUGGAGAACGGAGUCAAAGCUGAGAACUCUGACAACGGGGUCAUUUAUAAUGGCUACGCUAAAAUAGUUGAAACUAAAACUUAUGACACUACCACUAAAAGUAACACUUUCGAAGAAAUUCAAACGAAUUCCGUCGAAAUACGAGAAAUAACUAACGGCUCUGAUUCCAAAAUAGAAUUUAAAGAAACUAAAUCAAUUGAAUUAACCGAAUCUAAACCAUCUGAAAUUGAAUCGAAUGGAAAUGUUCAAUUAAAUGGAUCAAAAGAUGAUUCUGAGUCUCAACCAAUUAUAACUGAAGUAGACGAUGUAGAGAUGAAAGUCGAUACCCACACUUCUGGAAUGGUUGUAGGAGAAGAAACGAUUGUUAUUGAAGAGAAGAAAAUAGAAGAACAGAUUAUCAAAGAGGAGAAGGUACAAAUACCAGAGCAGAUAAUUCCAAACGACAAACCACCUGUAGAAGAGAAGUUAGUUAAAGAAGAGAAGACGAAACCAGUACAAGAAAUGGUUAUUAGAGAAGAGAUGAAGCCAGUUAAAGAAAUGGUCGUAGAAGAAGAAAAGAGAGAUCCGAUGGAAGGUUACAAGCCUGUACAUUUUGAUCCAGAGGAGCUACUUAAUGCACAGCGGGAUAGGCGUAUGCUCUACGCACAAGUUCCGCAAAUGACAGCCAGUCAAGAAAGGGACCUUUAUAAAACACCAUCUGGAGAGAUCAUUGGAACUCGUAAGGGCAUCGUCGAUGGCUUGGAAGAAGCUAUAGUAGACCCUGAUGUUGCUAAGGAAAUGGGUAAGCCAGGGAUUACGGAAGAGAAGAUAGCUGAACUUAUCUCCGGGGAAGCUGAGAUGUUGAGGGAGGCGCAUGUGAUGGGCGUGGACUUCAAGAAAAUAAAACCCACAAUUGAAACCCUGAAAGACUCCGAAGUCCUAAAAGCCCUCAAUGAAGAAAUGCUCAAAGCUUACGAAGAAAAGAAGAAAGAGGAAAAGAAAUGGACGACGUUCCUUCAAAAACCGAAGAGGCCGGUGCCGAAAGCGAAGUAUGGCUACGCGGGGAAUUUAGACAUUGAAGAAGAAAAAUUGGAACCGUAUAAAGUGAAAAUUGUUAAACAACCGAAACCAAAAGUAGCUCCUGAUUACAAACCAAAGAAUUUCAACACGGGUCUACUUCCGUGGGAAGAGCGCGCCCUGAGGGAGCCGACGCCGCCACCGGUGGAGCCUGAGGAACCUAUUCUGAUCCCAGAGGAAGCCCCGGAGAUUUUGGAGGCCGUUGACCCUUUGCCUGAGAGUGAGGUGCCUGAUUUGGAAGAUUCUGGCAUCCCACUACCACCCCCACCAGCCAAAGAACCAACCCCGCCACCAGAAGAGGCAACAGAAGAAGAGCAGCCAGAGGAAUUAGACAUCGAAGCGGUGAUAGAAGAGACAGAGAAGAUAGUGGAGGAGAACUUGGCAGAAGAGAUGGAAAGAGGGAACAUUGCCGAGCAAAUCAUGCAGAGUGUGCAGAAUAUGGUCGAUCCCAACGCCCCUCUAGACGAGCAGCUCGCUCAGAUGCGCGCCCAGCUGGCGGCGCUUGCGCAGCUACCUGGAGUCAUCCAGCAAUCUCUGGAGCUCGUUACUCGACAGCUCAGUCAACUUAGCUCACUGGAAACAUCCCAACUGCAAAUCCAGGACAGGAAAGUCUCUCAGAGUGCAGCUGGCCAGGAAUCCGAAGUGACCCAAAACGGGACCUGCACGAUUGAAGAGAUAGAAUCCACUCAAGCCGAGCCUCAGAGCCCCCAAGCCGACACUCAAGCUUUGCAAAUCGUGACUCAAGACCCCCAAGCGGACGCUCAAACCCAUCAAGCCGUGAAACCAGAGGUCUUAGCUGCUGAAACCAAGCCGACCAUCUCUCCUGAGGAGAUAGAGCAGAUGAAGAGAGAAGAAGAAGCCAUGCUGGAGGAACAGAGGAAGAUGGAAAAGCAGAAGAAGGAACUUAUGGAGCAAGCGCGGCUGGAGCACGAAUCCCGGCAGGUCAAGCAACGACCGACUCCAAGAGUGGGGAAGCCCAAACCUGUAUUUGGGCCGGCGGUGCCCCAGGAACGCCCCUUGGUGCUCCCAGGAGGCAGGAAGUGGAGAAAACCCAAGGACGCCUUCAAUGAACAGCUGUUUGCCGAAACAUUCGCCGCCCAAACCGAAGUCAUCGCUGGGAAAGCCGAAGGGUUUUCAUACGAAAGCGUUCUACUGCCAUACGACCCGAGGAUCAACUUUAUGAAAUACGAAAAGCCUCCCGUCUCGCUCGAUCAUCUGAAGGACUCGGACGUUUAUAAGAUGAUCCACAACAUGGAGCAGACGCCGGCGAAACGAGUCGAGAUGCUGACGCCCGUCAUGGCUGAGGUCGACUAUAGAGAGUUAGAAGUGUUGGUGGAUUUUGGUGAACAUCCAGAUGAGAAGCUGGUGGAGAAGACACUGAACUGCCUGAAGAGCCAGGACCAGGUGGAAGAUGUACAGUUCAAAAACGGAGCCAUCGUUAUGGAGACCACAUUGCCAAGCACAGUGGUACUUGAUAUAGUCACUAGAUCGUCUGGAAAGCGUGCGGUCCUGCAAGGGUUUGGUGAAAACCAGUCGGCGGUUGCGAUGAUAGCAUCUCACUCGUGCUGCAACGGGCGCGUGAUGGGUGUGAUCAGGUUCCAGCAGUGUCCUGAGGGGCCGCUGGUCGCCGACGGGACCAUCGAUGGCCUGGACCCAGGGGAGCACGGGCUGCACGUCAGGAAUUCCGGGGAUUUGAGCAUGGGUUGUUUAUCACUAGGAGACCACUACAACCCCCACGGCAGUCCCUCCCACGGAGGUCCCAACGACCCCAAAGAAUGCAGACAUGCUGGUGACCUUGGAAACGUUGUGGCCGACGAAACUGGGCGCGCUUGCUUCAGGAUCAUGGACUGUGUGCUAAAUGUGCAAGACAUAGUGGGCAGGUCAGUCGCUGUAACGGAGAGGUGCGAUGACCUCGGCCGGGGGAGCGAUCCCAGGUCCAAAGUCGAUGGGAACAGCGGGAAACCAGUCGGGUGCGGUAUCAUAGCAAGAUCGGCUGGUGUUUUCCAAAACCCAAAACGUGUUUGCCUGUGUGAUGGUGUGGUUGUGUGGGAUGAGAAGGACAGACCACUAGCAGGCAAGGGUCGGAGGCAAGAGAAACCAGCCACCUGCUGUUGCAAACACGAUGAGAAGGAAGAAGUAAAAACAAUGUCUGCAGGUCCUGGCGGUGACGAUGGCAAGAAGAAUAUAAAAUACUGUAAGAUGUAACUUGCAUAUGUACGGACACGAGCAUUUAUAUGUAUACACUCUGGUACCAUGUCACAUUAACUUUUUUGACAAAUUGAACUGUAAGUCUCACUAAAUGUCAAAUAUGUUAGUGCGAGUCCUAAAGUGGAUACAUUAUAUUGCUCAUGAAUGUAGAUUACGGAGCGAUGAGGAACUUUCCAAGCUACGUUCUUAUAAAAAAUAUAUAGAUGGCGUUGUCGAGAUUUGAACUGGAAUAGUUUACCCCUCUAGAGGUGUCCUACAAUCUGAAAAAUACAAAAGUAAUUGGCUGCUUGACAGUUGUAACAAUAAAAUAUGAAAUAUGUCGGAUGUGGUAAUUUAUCAUUUAAUAUAAUAUCUUUUUAAGAUUAUUUUUAAAAAACAUUGUAAAAAAAUAUUUAUUCAGAAACAAUAAUAAUAAAAAACAGAAUGUAAAUCCACCACAGGCUUCGUCAGUACCAACAUUCAUAUUUAAACAAAAAAAAAAUAAGGGAAAGCAUAUUCAAUUCAUACAUAAUAAAAUCCGCACAAGCUUCGUCAAAAGUCAAGAGUCGUAAAGUCAUUUUUAAAUAUUUUAACAAAACACGAAUUCGAUUUUUAUCGGUGUGUCACAAGGCCCGAAACACGGGCGGCCAUGAUUGAGCGUCGUGUGACGUCACAUAUCACAAAAUAAACAAAAACUAUCUGUCAGGUUUCAAGUUACUACUGUUUGACAGUUUCUUUGUUUGUUGAAAUGUGACGUUACUGGGCGAAAUAAUAAAAUAAUAAUAAUAAAAACGUUUAUUUCUUCUUCUACAAACAAUCUUAUAAACUACCAUACUAACAAAAAUAAUAUUUAAAUUGGGACCGUAUGCAGAAGACAGGAACCCAAACUAGGUUGACCCUGGAUCCUGGGAUCCUGGUCUCCCCCCACGAACCACAUUUCGUACUCAUAUAAAAAUAUAAUAAACAUUGAAAAUGUGUGUAUGUGUUUGUUUGAAAUGUCACGUGACCAACCGUUUUCGCGAGAAAUUUAAAAUAAAUUAAAAUUGUAUGUUUUUUUUCUAUUAUAUUAAGCUUUUUCGAGAAAAUAAAAUAUUUUAAAAGGUAUAAAAUAAACGUUUGUAAUUUUUAAAAUGCUUUCCGAAAACAGUCAAGUAGCCAACUACCUAUUUGCUCAUUACUCGAGUACAUUACAAAAUACAAUAUAAUGGCAGAAGUAUAUAUUAAAAGAUUGUUGCUUUAUAUUUAGAUCACAUUAUGUAUAGAAUUGCUGCUAUAUUGCCUCUAUUUUGAUCAGAAUAAUAAUGGGUGGAAGAUAUGUUGUGCCUGGUUGUAAUAACAAGGGUCAUCAUUUAUACCCGAAAACAAAGAUAAAAGAUGCAUAUGUCUAUUAUCCAUGGAAUUAGAAGUUUAAACGAAGGCAAAUCUGUACAGCGCCAUCUAUAUUUAUUUUGCAACGUAGCCUGCAAAGUCAUGAU